Molecule: messenger RNA, 5229 nt
Organism: Balaenoptera acutorostrata (minke whale)
Lineage: Eukaryota; Metazoa; Chordata; Mammalia; Artiodactyla; Balaenopteridae
Gene: PLCH2
Product: phospholipase C eta 2
Exons: 22
Coding region: 80-4750 (1556 amino acids)
Biological process (GO): phosphatidylinositol-mediated signaling; lipid metabolic process
Molecular function (GO): phosphatidylinositol-4,5-bisphosphate phospholipase C activity; calcium ion binding
Source: RefSeq, a predicted model, not a curated record
GCCGGCCCCAGCUGGUAAUCCAGGCCAGUCCCACCUCUCACCUGCCGCCGCACUGCCGGGAGCCCUCGGUCCCUCCGCGAUGGUGCCCUCGCCCGAGGACCCAGGCCCCGAUCUGGAGGGCAGACGGCCUUUCCUGAGCACGAACGUUCUGCCUGUGGUGGAGCGAUGCAUGAGCGCCAUGCAGGCGGGGACACAGAUGGUGAAGCUUCGUGGCAGCUCCAAGGGCCUGGUCCGCUUCUACUUCCUGGACGAGCAUCGCUCCUGCAUCCGCUGGCGGCCCUCACGCAAGAACGAGAAGGCCAAGAUCUCCAUCGACUCCAUCCAGGAGGUGAGCGAGGGGCGGCAGUCAGAGGUCUUCCAGCGCUGCCCCGACAGCAGCUUCGACCCCAACUGCUGCUUCAGCAUCUACUACGGCAGCCACCGAGAGUCGCUGGACCUGGUCUCGCCCAGCGGCGACGAGGCGCGCACCUGGGUCACCGGCCUGCGCUACCUCAUGGCCGGCAUCCGCGACGAGGACAGCCUGGCCCGCCGCCAGCGCACCCGGGACCAAUAUCCUCGCGGACGGCGGGGGUGGCUGAAGCAGACAUUUGACGAGGCCGACAAGAACGGCGACGGCAGCCUGAGCAUCGGGGAGGUCCUGCAGCUGCUGCGCAAGCUGAACGUGAACCUGCCGCGGCAGAGGGUGAAGCAGAUGUUCCAGGAAGCGGACACAGAUGACCACCAGGGGACUCUGGGCUUUGAGGAGUUCUGUGCCUUCUACAAGACGAUGUCCACCCGCCGGGACCUCUACCUGCUCAUGCUGACCUACAGCAACCACAAGGACCACCUGGACGCCGCUGACCUGCAGCGCUUCCUGGAGGCGGAGCAGAAGAUGACGGGCGUGACCCUCGAGAGCUGCCGUGACAUCAUCGAGCAGUUUGAGCCCUGCCCGGAGAACAAGAGUAAGGGAACAAUGGGCAUUGACGGCUUCACCAACUACACUCGGAGCCCCGCGGGCGACAUCUUCAACCCGGAGCACCGCCGCGUACACCAGGACAUGACGUGGCCGCUGAGCCACUACUUCAUCACCUCGUCUCACAACACCUACCUCGUGGGCGACCAGCUCACGUCCCAGUCGAGGGCGGACACGUACGCCUGGGUCCUGCAGGCCGGCUGCCGCUGCGUGGAGGUGGACUGCUGGGAUGGGCCUGACGGGGAGCCCAUUGUGCACCACGGCUACACUCUGACCUCCAAGAUCCUCUUCAAAGACGUCGUUGAAACCAUCAACAAAUACGCCUUUGUCAAGAACGAGUAUCCAGUGAUCCUGUCCCUCGAGAACCACUGCAGUGUCGUCCAGCAGAAGAAGAUGGCCCAGUAUCUGACCGACAUCCUUGGGGACAAGCUGGACUUGUCAUCAGUAAGCAGCGAGGAUGCCACCAUGCUACCCUCUCCACAGAUGCUCAAGGGCAAGAUCCUGGUGAAGGGCAAGAAGCUCCCAGCCAACAUCAGCGAGGAUGCUGAGGAGGGCGAGGUGUCUGACGAGGACAGUGCGGACGACAUUGAUGAUGACUGCCGGCUCCUCGACGGGGACGCCUCCACCAAUCUGAAACGUGUGGAAAACAUUGCCAAGAGGAAACUGGAUUCCCUACUGAAGGAGUCGAAGGCUCGGGACUGUGAGGACCCCAGUGACUUCACCGCGUCCACGCUGCCCCUGCCUGGCAAACGCGGGCACAAGGCAGAGGCCAAAAGGGCCGAGGAGGACGCGGAGUCGGGGGAGGAGGCCGGAACCAGCAGGCAGAACAGCCGGCUCCUCGUGGGCAGCUUCUCCAGGCGCAAGAAGAAGAGCAGCAAGCUGAAGAAGGCAGCCAGCGUGGAGGAGGGGGACGAGGACCUGGACUCCCAAGGCAGCCAGAGCCGAGGGGCCGCCCGGCAGAAGAAGACCAUGAAGCUGUCCCGGGCCCUCUCAGACCUGGUCAAAUACACCAAGUCCGUGGGCAUCCACGAUGUGGAGAUGGAGGUGGCGUCCAGCUGGCAGGUGUCUUCCUUCAGCGAGACCAAGGCCCAGCAGAUCCUGCAGCAGAAGCCGGCUCAGUACCUGCGCUUCAACCAGCACCAGCUCUCUCGCAUCUACCCCUCCUCCUACCGAGUGGAUUCCAGCAACUACAACCCGCAGCCCUUCUGGAACACCGGCUGCCAGAUGGUCGCCCUGAACUACCAGUCGGAGGGGCGGAUGCUCCAGCUGAACCGGGCCAAGUUCAGCGCCAACGGCAGCUGCGGCUACGUGCUCAAGCCCCAGUGCAUGUGCCAGGGCGUCUUCAACCCCAACUCCGAGGACCCUUUGCCCGGUCAGCUCAAGAAGCAGCUGGUGCUCCGGAUCAUCAGCGGACAGCAGCUCCCCAAGCCGCGGGACUCCAUGCUGGGGGACCGAGGGGAGAUCAUCGACCCCUUCGUGGAGGUGGAGGUCAUUGGGCUCCCCGUGGACUGCAGCAAGGGGCAGACGCGCGUGGUGGACGACAACGGAUUCAACCCCAUGUGGGAGGAGACCCUGGUGUUCACGGUGCACAUGCCUGAGAUAGCGCUGGUGCGCUUCCUCGUGUGGGACCAUGACCCCAUUGGGCGUGACUUCAUAGGCCAAAGGACGCUGGCCUUCAGCAGCAUGAUGCCAGGCUAUCGGCAUGUGUACCUGGAGGGGAUGGAAGAGGCCUCCAUCUUUGUCCACGUGGCCGUCAGUGACAUCAGUGGUAAGGUCAAGCAGGCUCUGGGCCUAAAAGGCCUGUUCCUCCGAGGCCCAAAGCCCGGCUCCCUGGACAGUCAUGCUGCUGGGCGGCCCCCGCCCCGGCCCUCUGUUAGCCAGCGGCUCCUGCGGCGCACGGCCAGCGCCCCAACCAAGAGUCAGAAGCCAGGCCGCAAGGCCCUCCCGGAGCUGGUCCUGGGCCCGCAGGACGUGGGCUCUGCUGGGGAGGCCAGCGACGCGGCACCCUCCAGCCCCGGCCCCGCCCCCGAGGCCCCGGCCCUGGAGGAGCCGGGCAGCCGCAGCCCUGGAGGUAAGGCACCGGUGGAGAGGAGCCCGGUGCAGGCGCGGCCCCCGCAGGCCCCCAAGGGCCCUGGGCCUGCCGGGAUGGCCACCACCUGCAUGAAGUGCGUGGUGGGCUCCUGCACCGGUGAGGACGCCGAGGGCCUGCGGAGGGGGCAGCUGCCCAGCCCGGGGCCCGAGGGCAGGCACGUGGCCAUCAGCCAGCAGCCCCGCGCCUGGGCGGGCUCGCUGGGGGCGCCCCACACUGCCCCCGGGAGAAGCAGAGGGGCCCCCAAGGGCCCUGGGUCCCGGCAGCCGGGGCCGGGCGGCCGCGGCUUCGUGUCCUCGGACUCCAGCAGCCCGGGCAGCCCCGAGGGGGCCCCCCGCUGGCCCGAGGGCGCCCGCAGGCAGGCGGGGGCCCUGCAGAGGGAGAUGAACGCCCUGUUCGUGCAAAAGCUGGAGGCGAUUAGGAGUAAGGCCCCCGUGCUCUCCGCCGACGCCCACCCCUUCUCCUCUCUGUGCGGCCUGGAAACCAUUGCCGAGGAGCCGGCCCGGGGUCCUGGCCCCCCACCGCCGGGGGCCGUCUCCCCUAGCCACGCCCCUGGAGGGCCCCAGUGCUCUGCAGGGCCCGGCAACAGCUCGGCGAGCCCCCCAAGGGCAGCUCUGGGAGCUUCCGGGCCCCUCCAGCUCGGGACCGGGAGCCAAGGGAACACUGAGCCAGCCCCCGAAAGCAGGCAGUGGGCGUGCCACGGCGGGGGCCCUGCCGGGGCCUGCGAGGGGGCCCCCGGUAGCCAGACGGACGGCAGGGGCCACCCCUGGGCUCUGGGCCAUGCGCCCAGAAGGGCCAAGAGCGAGGGGCAGGUCCCCUCGGAGUCCCUGGGUGGACGGUGGCCCCUGGCCGGGCCCCACCCCAUCGUGUCCUCAGACGCCACUGGCGGUGACCAGCUAUGGCAGCCGCUGGAGCCAGGCAGCCACUGUGGCAGCGUGUCCUCGUCCUCCAGCCUGUCGUCUGGUGACACGGUCAUCGACCUCUCCCUGCAGGGCCUGGGCUUGGGACUUGAGAGCCUCCCAGGGGCCCCGGCGGGACGCCUGCCCCUGUGGCCCUGCUCAGCCUCGGCCACCCGCCUGGACCUGCCCGCUGUGACCAAGAGCAAAUCCAACCCCAACCUGCAGGCUGCUGGCCAGCGGCCUGUGGGGCCCGACGAGCUGCAGCCCCGCCCCCUGGCCCCAUGGCCACCCUGGGCCCGCCACCCCCUGGUGGGCCUCCCGGACUGCACUGUGGCUGCCAAGUCCAAGAGCCUCGGGGACCUGACAGCGGACAACUUUGCCCCCCGCGUGGAGAGCCCGGGCCGCGGCCUGGGCCUGGCCGGCGAGAGGCCGGCAGGGCAGGGGGCGCGGCCGGACGCCCUGACGGAGCAGCUGCGCAGGCUCGUGGGGUUCCAGCAGGCUGGGGGCAUCAUGUCGCCCACCAGCAGGGGCCCGGCUGGGGAGGGGGCAGCGGGGGGCCCGGGCUUCCUGCGGCGCUCCUCCUCCCGCAGCCAGAGCCGUGUGCGUGCCAUCGCCAGCCGGGCCCGCCGGGCCCAGGAGCGGCAGCAGCGGCUGCAGGGCCCGAGGGGCCCCCCAGAGGAGGAGCGGGGCACCCCUGAGGGCGCCUGCUGCGUGGGCCAAGAGGGCUGUGGGGAUGUGCUGGCCCCCGCCAAGGGCGCCACCAACCAGCUGUCAGGUGCUGCCGCCACUGGCCUCCUGCUGAGACUCUGAGCAGCCCUCCCUGCAGCCCAGGGCUCUGCGGGGGCCGGCGUUUGCUCAGGGUGCGGAGCUGCCACCCCCGAGGCUGCCCGCCUGUCCGGUGUGGCUGUGCCCCUCGGCCCUGCCCCUCCUCCUGGGAGGAAGGAGCCUGCCCUGGUGCAGGGCAGAGUUUUCACGACCUUUUAAGAUCCAUGUACACAUAGAGAGAUAUUUAAAUUUUUAGAGACAAAGCUUCUACAGUAAGAAAAUGGUGCCGUGUCCUUUUCCACUCUCCCCUGGUUUCAGCUGCAGGGCGCGUGCGGGCGCGCGUCUGCCUGGCCCUGCCGUGCGAGGCGCCCAGAGUGACCUGGAGCGUGGCCAUCCCCGCCCCGACUGCUGGCUUGUUCUGCACACACUCUGCUCUGUACGGGACGUUGUAGACUCUUGUAAACUCCUGAACACAGCUCCAAUAAACACGCUUGCGCUUGCUCCGAGUGGGCUGCCGGCCUGCU